Eimeria mitis is the source of this 1197-nucleotide messenger RNA. RefSeq lists its product as uncharacterized. The coding region runs from base 1 to 1197 and encodes 398 amino acids. The transcript is spliced from 4 exons. The record is from RefSeq and is a predicted model, not a curated record. Lineage: Eukaryota; Apicomplexa; Conoidasida; Eucoccidiorida; Eimeriidae.
AUGCUUGACGACAGCCCCGCAGCCAGAGAAGCGGGAAAAGACACACAGCAGCAGCAGCAGCAGAGACAGCAGCAGCAGCAGCAGCAGCAGCAGCAGCAGCAGCACAGACAGCAGCAGCAGGAGAGGCAGAGGCCGCCACAUCCCGGCUUCCUCGUGCCGCCUUCUGCCGUUGCUAGUAGACAGCAGCAGCAGCAGCAGCAGCAGCAGCAGCAGCAGCAGCAAAGGGCGCUAGAGGGUGUGAGUGCUCUUGGUGUUGCAGUUGAUGUAUCUCCAGCUGCUGCUGCGGAGACAGACGACGAACACAGCAUCUUCGAUUGGCAUCAGCAGCAGCAGCAGCAGCAUGCUGCUGCUGCUGCUGCAGCAGGAACAGCAGCAACUGCAGCAACUGCAGCAACGGCGGCAGCAGCAGCAAAUAAUGUCAUGCUUAAGACACCCAGCUCUAGUGCGAAUGCUCCUGCUGCUGCUGCUCCUGCUGCUGCUGCGGAGACAGACGACGAACACAGCAUCUUCGAUUGGCAUCAGCAGCAGCAGCAGCAGCAGCAGCAGCAGCAGCAGCAGCAGCAGCAAAGAGGCUAUGCUGUGCGUAGCCCCUCAUCAACAACCCAGGAAGUUGAACUCCUAGAUCUCAGCCCUCGGCUUAUCGACGAUAGCAGCAGCAGCAGCAGCAGCAGCAGCAGCAACAGCAGCAGCAGCAGCAGCAGCAGCAGCAGCAGCAGCCGCUCAGGUGUGAUCGAGGAGACGGCGCUGCUGUGGGGCGAGGAGAGCCCCUCAGAAUGCCAGCACCAAGCUGUCGAUACACCUGAAGCAGCAGCAGCAGCAGCAGCAGCAGCAGCAGCAGCAGCACCAACUGCAGCAGAAGAUGAAUCAGCAGCAGCAGCAGCAGCAGCAGCAGCAGCAGCAGCAGCAGAACUCGAUGAAGACGAAGCAGCAAACCUUCAUAGCCCCUGGGAUGACCUAGAUGAGGCCGAGUACAAUUCUGACGAUGCUGCUGCUGCUGCUGCUGCUGCUGCUGCUGCUGCUGCUGACAGCAGCAGCGCGCCUGUUGCAGCAGCAGCAGCAGCAGCAGCAGCAGCAGAAGAGGCAGAAGCAGAAGCAGCACCAGCAACAGCACCAGCAGCAGCAGGGAUCGAGGCCCCCUCCCCCGGGGGGCCCCCCUGGCAGUCGGGGGCCCCAGACCUUCUAACGGGGGAUUUGUGA